AUGCCACCACCACCAAAAGUUUACGGCCAACAACAACAACCUUCGAACUGGGAAAAGUUCAAGAUGGGUUUGAUGAUGGGUACUACCGUUGGUGUUUGUACUGGCAUCUUAUUCGGUGGUGUUGCCAUUGUUACACAAGGCCCAGGUCCAAACGGGUUUGUGAGAACCUUAGGGCAGUACAUCGCUGGUUCUGCUGCCACUUUUGGCCUAUUUAUGAGUAUCGGUUCUGUCAUUAGAAGUGAUGGAACUUCCGACAACUCCCACAACAAUGGUUUCUACCAUAGUAAGAUGGCCGAAUUGCAACAGAGAUCAAGAUUUGAAGUAUGGAAAGCUAAACAAACUUAUGGUUUGUACAAGGAUUAA
Molecule: messenger RNA, 363 nt
Organism: Kluyveromyces lactis
Lineage: Eukaryota; Fungi; Ascomycota; Saccharomycetes; Saccharomycetales; Saccharomycetaceae
Gene: MGR2
Product: Mgr2p
Exons: 1
Coding region: 1-363 (120 amino acids)
Biological process (GO): protein import into mitochondrial matrix; protein insertion into mitochondrial inner membrane
Cellular component (GO): TIM23 mitochondrial import inner membrane translocase complex
Source: RefSeq, a predicted model, not a curated record